CGGUCUGAGCUCCACGGGUUUAGACUAGUUUUCUUUUCCGGAGAAACCUAGUUCAUCGCGGCCGGACCGGGGUCCUCCGAUCAAUUAAUCGCACGCGGUCGGUACCGAGCGUUUCGUACCGCGGCUGCUUCGACUGAACUCGGAGAAAGGACUUGGAGUUUCGAGAUUUUAGCUCCUAAGAAAAUCUUUCCUCAUGGCUGACAACGGCAAUGUGAUAUUUCGCCAGCAGCUACUAUCAGUUGAUGAAAACUUAGGGAAGGAAGAUGUAGAAGAUCUGAAAUUUCUCUGUUCUGAUUUCAUCCCAUUAAAGAAGCUGGAAACAGUGACAUCAGCCCAGGAUAUUUUCCAGUUGCUCAUCAAUAAAGACUUGGUGAACAGGGAUGAUACUUUUCUCAUAGCAGAGCUUCUCUACAUGAUUAAGUGUAACUUUCUGCUCCAGAAACUUGGUUAUACCAAAGAGAUUGUUCAAGAACAUCAGCCUAAAAGAGGAAAGGUAUCUGGAUAUCGACAGAUGCUGUAUGAAAUAGCAGAAGAGCUCACAAAGGAUCAGGUGAAAAGUGCCGCUUUUCUUCUGAAGGACCAUCUCCCAAAGAAGCAGUCUACUAUGUCGGCUCUGGAGUUGCUGACUUCCCUGGAGAAGAAAAGCCUUCUAAAGGAGUCUGACCUGAGUAUUCUUGAAGAAAUCUGCCAGAGGAUAGCACCUCACCUCCUGAAGAAAGUAGUGACGUACAGACAAACAAAAGGAAUCAAAGAAAUUGUGCCCUCUUCUGUUCGUGGCUUUAACAAACCAACUUUUGGAAUCACUUUACUCCAGGAUCCCGUUCAGCCAAAGAAUCAUGAAUUUGGGAGCCUGGAAGAGCAUGUUGGAAGUUUUCAUUCUUUAGCUGUAAAUCAAGCUGUCAAGGCAGAACCUGUAUCUGAUCCCUCAGGACGGAGCUUACAACAAACUGUCGGGAACGAUGAAUCAAAUGCUGCAACAGAGAGGUCAUCUCAGUAUAAAAUGGAUGGGCGGUGCAAAGGAUAUUGCCUCAUUAUUAAUAAUGUCAAUUUUGAGGGUGGUCUCAGAAGAAGGAGUGGAUCUGAGAAAGAUGCCAGUAAGUGGCUUAAAGCAAUGCUUAUACUGGG
Messenger RNA from Python bivittatus (Burmese python), 1125 nucleotides. Lineage: Eukaryota; Metazoa; Chordata; Lepidosauria; Squamata; Pythonidae. The record is from RefSeq and is a predicted model, not a curated record.